AUGUCUACUCCAAGUCUGACGAAUGCCCAACAAGUUAGAGACUUUGUCGAGACAAAACACGACAAGCCAUAUGAUACUAUUGACCCGAAGAAGGCAAAACUACCUGAAGGAUUUGUCGUAUGCAUAAUCGGCGCUGGAGGAGCUGCGGGUUCAGGGCUGGCAAGGUCUUUUGCUCAAGCCGGUGCCGCCGGCAUGAUCGUCGCUGCGCGCUCGCAAAAGACGUUGGAGGCAACAACCAAUGAGGUUGGUGAUAUUAAUGCAUUGAUCAAGGUUGCUUCUGUGGCGUGCGACAUUACUUCCGAUGAGAGUGUAGCCAAUAUUGCUUCAACAGUCAAGAGCCAGUUCAACGGGAGACUAGAUGCCGUGUUCGUCAAUUGUGGGUUCUCAGGUCCUCUUUCAAAGGCUACAGUCCUUGAAGAAGACUUUGAGGACGUGCAAAAAGCCUUUUCCACACACUGCUUAGGAACAUGGCUUGCCGCGCAUCACCUUUUGCCCUUCCUUCUUGAGACCAAAGGCAGUUUUAUCGUCAUCAGUUCCAUCUCAGCUCAAAGUCUUAUCGGCUUCGGCACGACAUCCCACUAUUGUACGAGCAAACUUGCCCAAGCUCGUAUGAUCGAGAUGUUACAUGCCCAGUACGCGGAUAAGGGCAUUUUUGUUGCUAGUGUGCAUCCCGGUGGAAUGCAGAGCGAGUUCUCGAGGGCAGCAUCCAAGGAUAUUCAGCACCGUGAGUUAUCUCCAAGACUUGAGCCCAGUUAA
Molecule: messenger RNA, 756 nt
Organism: Fusarium subglutinans
Lineage: Eukaryota; Fungi; Ascomycota; Sordariomycetes; Hypocreales; Nectriaceae
Product: dehydrogenase reductase SDR family member 7 precursor
Exons: 1
Coding region: 1-756 (251 amino acids)
Source: RefSeq, a predicted model, not a curated record